Molecule: messenger RNA, 687 nt
Organism: Staurois parvus
Lineage: Eukaryota; Metazoa; Chordata; Amphibia; Anura; Ranidae
Source: the annotation of a GenBank genome assembly
UCUCUGCUGGUGUAUAUUCAUGGAGGAUACUGGCAGUUCCUCAGUAAGGAGGAGUCGGGAUUUGCGGCGCCCCCGCUGGUGUCUCAUGGUAUUGCAGUGAUGGCGAUGGAUUACGAUAUCGCUCCUGGAGGUGACAUGGACCUCAUGGUGUCGCAGGUCAGACGCAGCAUCGUCGCCGUUCUUCAACGCUUCCCGCAGAUCACAUCCAUCUACCUGUGUGGACAUUCUGCCGGGGCCCACCUGGCAGCCAUGACGCUGAGCACAGACUGGUCACAGUUUCUCCCUCCAUCUGUCCCCCCAGGGGCCCUCCUGGUCAGCGGAGUGUAUGACCUGCUCCCCAUCACCCACACCUACGUCAAUGACGCCAUAAAGAUGUCCCAGGAGGUGGCAAUAAGGAAUAGCCCCAUACAACUUACAGCACUGCUGAAAAACCAUGCAAACAACUGCCAGAUGACCAUUGCAGUGGCUGAGCAUGAUUCUCCGGAGUUCCACAGACAAUCGCUGGAAUAUUUCCAGGUAACUCUCUGUAUAAAGCACAUCCUCUGGGACAUGUGGGGAAUGGGCAGUAAAAUCCAUUCCCACCUUCAGGGGGCGCAUUCCGUUCCCAGAGAGCUGUGCACUAAUGAGGGCUCAGCUGCCCCACCCCCGAGGAUGCAGCACAGCUCAGUGUACAGUGCUGUCCACUAG